AUGAUGCUGGACUGUGAGAGCUUAGUGACGGUGAUCAUCGAUUGGUUUUCCAAGAACGAGAAGCCGAUCUUCCAAAUCAGGGUUGAGGAUGUUGCUCUGUACGCCACCGCGGUCGUAUCUUCAUUCGGCGGAGAGCGAUUGAAAGAAGACCCGUGUGAGACACUAGACGCGAGUUUAUUAGACGCUCCUAACAGUAUUGGCCAAAAGCUCAUGGACAAAGCUGAAGACCAUAUCCUGAACUCCGUCAUUGUCGUCGUGAAGCUUAUUGUGAAUGGAUUUCUACCACCUCCUGAAUUGUACUCCUCUAUACUCGGCAUAUUCUUGGCAAAAGACGGAAAUGAUUUAACGAAUCAAUUACUGGAAACCCAGACGACGGCGGGAGGUUACUUCCGGGAAAAUCUGGGAAAACUCGUUGAUAACGCUGAGCCCAACCAAUCACUGGCCAAGUAA
This is a messenger RNA of Aspergillus luchuensis, 450 nucleotides long. RefSeq lists its product as uncharacterized. The transcript is spliced from 2 exons. Bases 1 to 450 code for a protein of 149 amino acids. The record is from RefSeq and is a predicted model, not a curated record. Lineage: Eukaryota; Fungi; Ascomycota; Eurotiomycetes; Eurotiales; Aspergillaceae.